CUUGUGCAACGUCAAACACUGUCAGAUCAAAACAACACUGCAAUUAUAAUAGUUUGCCUUAUUUUUUAUUUGUUGUAAUGUGUAAAUUAUAAAUAACUAAUAAUAAAAUAUUUUAUAAAAAGUGUGCAAUAGGCUUUAAUAAAUUUACAGAUUAUCAAGCAACACAACAAAUAACUAAUGUCUUUUCUGUGGUAUAACCAAAAAGAAAUUAAUAUUGAAAUUCCCCUUACAGAAGAAUACACCAAUAUAACUUAUUAUAUAAUUCAAGUGACUGUGGGGGAAAUUAAAUGGAAAGUUAAACACAGGUACAACGACUUUUAUACUCUACACAACAAGCUUGUUAUAGACCAUGGAGUUUCUAAAGAUAUAUUGCCUUCGAAAAAGGUUAUUGGCAACAAGACAAAUCAAUUUAUCGAGAUGAGAAAAAAGGGGCUCGAGGAAUAUUUACAAAGAAUACUCGUGUUUUUAAAGAGGACGAUGCCAAAGACCUUUGUCCACUUUUUAGAUUUCCACUUAUAUGACAUUUACUUCUUGCUGCAAGACUUAUCGCUAAAGUGUUUUGCUGAAUCUGAUUUUGUGUUGUCUUCUACCAAGUCCCUUAAUUUUACUCCUCUAGAGUUUCAUGCAAUAAGUGAAUUUUUAAAAUGUCCAAUACCUGGAGAAGAAAACUUGGAAAACCCACUAGAUUUAGGACCAAUUUUAGAUUUAUGUUCACAGCUAAGAAACCUGACUGUUACAGGCAGUUUUAAAGAGUAUCUACAGAGCAAUAUUAUUUUGAAUAAGCUUCCCUUUGAGUUUUCUUUUAUUAAGUUAAAUUCUAGUCUAAACCUAAAAAGUGUCUCAUUGGAAAUGAUAACUUCAUUAGGCAAUCUGAGAGAAACACUUAAAUCACUAAAAGUAUGCUAUACAAAUGCUAAAUAUAUUUAUGAGGUCCUUCAGUGUGAUGUACUUCACAAAAGCACUUUGGAGGGAAGUGAGAGAUGGCUUGCUUUAGAAACUCUGGACCUCAGCAAUAACAAUCUUAUAGAGAUAGAUAAAACCAUAAGUUUAGCAAUAAACUUGAAAACAUUAAUACUUGAUGGAAACAAAAUCUCAACAAUAUCAAACCUGACUAGUUUACCAAAGUUAGAGUACCUUAGUAUAAUCAAUAAUUUGAUCACAAUCUGUGACCAACUGCAUACCAAAGUUGGGAAUAUAAAAACUUUAAAUCUGUCACAGAAUAGCAUAGUAACCACCAAGGGAUUUUUUAAGUUAUACUCACUGGAAAACUUGGAUUUGAGUUGUAAUAAACUUUGUGACAUUGAACAAUUGGAGUAUCUAGGAAACCUGCCUUGUAUAGAAAACUUGAGGCUUACAGGUAAUAAUGUGUCUACAACCGUUGAUUACAGAGUAAGGGUUCUUGGAAUCUUUGGGGAUAAAGCCAGAAACAUUUGUCUCGAUAAUGAGAGGCCUUCCCAACCAGAGCUUGAUAAAGUUUCAAUAUUAAAUGCGUUAAAAAUUGUUAAAGAAGGCAAGACACCAGAUUUGGAAGGAAGUCUCUCGGCUUAGCAGUGUUUAGAGAUUAAAUCAGAGAUUAUACUUUCCAGUGACCUGUGAUAAUUGUUUAACUCAUUGUAAGAUUUAUAUGUAUAUCAGAUAAUUAUGUUUUUAUUGUAUAACUUUAUGAAUGCUUUAUUUUUAUUUUUUGAACAAGAUAUGUUGACCAAGA
This is a messenger RNA of Anthonomus grandis grandis, 1708 nucleotides long. RefSeq names its product nischarin. The record is from RefSeq and is a predicted model, not a curated record. Lineage: Eukaryota; Metazoa; Arthropoda; Insecta; Coleoptera; Curculionidae. The coding region runs from base 178 to 1548 and encodes 456 amino acids. The transcript is spliced from 4 exons. Gene Ontology annotation, cellular component: cytoplasm. Gene Ontology annotation, molecular function: protein kinase binding; phosphatidylinositol binding.